AUGUCAGGAAGAAGUAUUUUCGGUCUCUUUGGCGAAGGUUUGAAAUCAUUCGGUUCAUCAUUACAUAAAACCGGUUGCAAAAUGCAAGGUGACUAUGGUUAUGUUGAAAAAUUAAACAGACACACUAGAAUCACUCCAUUCAACGAUACCCUCCCAACUCUUGGUAAAAACUCAUUCAUUGCACCAAAUGCUUCAGUUAUUGGUGAUGUUAUUGUUGGUGACAAUUCAGGUAUUUGGUAUAAUACCGUUUUAAGAGGUGAUGUUAACUCAAUUCAUAUUGGUAAUAACUCAUUUAUUGGUGAUCGUUGUGUUGUUCACUGUGCCUCAGAUGGUCCAGUUGGCGCACAAGCCACCCAAAUUGGUGAUAAAGUUUAUGUUGGUCCAGGUUCAAUUAUUCACGCCGCUACCAUUCAAGAUGAAGCAUAUAUUGGCACUGGUUCAAUCGUUCUCGAUGGUUCAGUCAUCCAAAAGAACGGCUUUUUAGAAUCAGGUUCACUUUUAACUGGUAAAACUGUUAAAACUGGUGAAGUUUGGGGUGGAAGUCCAGCCAAAUUCAUUCGUGCUGCCACCAAAGAAGAUGAAGCUAGACUCGAAAAAAUUAUCUCUGAUAACCUCAAUCUUUCAGAACAACACGAAAAACAAACUUCAAAAUCUGCUAAACAAUUAAAUGAUGAACUUUUAAUCAAAUAUACUGAAAAUAGAACUAAAAAUGAAAAUGUUUUAAAUACUCAAAGUCAAAUUUAAAAUUUUUUAUAAAUAAUAAUAAUAAUAAUAAUAAUAAUAAUAAUAAUAUGGCAAUAAUUAAAAAAUAAAUAAUCCAAAUAUAUAAUAGUAAUUUUAACAAUACAAAACAACAAACACAAACACAAACAAACACAAACCCAACACAAAAAAAAAAUUUAAAUCAUAAUAUAAAUUAUAAUGAUAAAACAAUUGUAAUUUAAUUAUAAUAAAAAAAAAAAUUUAAAAUUUAAAAUUAAACAGUGAUGCACUU
Molecule: messenger RNA, 994 nt
Organism: Dictyostelium purpureum
Lineage: Eukaryota; Evosea; Eumycetozoa; Dictyosteliales; Dictyosteliaceae
Exons: 3
Coding region: 1-744 (247 amino acids)
Source: RefSeq, a predicted model, not a curated record